AUGGAGGCCGCGGAGGCCGUGCUAUUCCUGCUGCUGCCCAUUGUGCUGUUGAGGCUGGCCAUCGUCAUAUACAAUGGUCAUGUCAUCCUCAUUCCUAGUACCAAAACUCGGCCUAACACUUUGUCUCCUCCUUUCUUGAACCUCCAACGUCGUGCCCUUGAUCCUGGUCCAGGACAAAGCAAUCAUUAUGAGUCCCGGCGGACUCGAUCCUCAUCCUCGAAGACCCAACCUGUCCCUCCGCGCUCUCCUGCCCCUCCCACCCUGCUCCCAACACCAGAAAAGAUCAAGCAUGCGCAUCCCAAUACUCCUUCUGCUCCGCCCAACUUGCUCAAGAACCUUGUCAAACAUGGCGUGCCCUCAAGCAACCCUGCUCUCAGUGCCGAAAAACCCACCGAGCUGCCCAAACACACGCUGUCUGUGAGAAAGAAACUGACCUGA
Molecule: messenger RNA, 438 nt
Organism: Puccinia triticina
Lineage: Eukaryota; Fungi; Basidiomycota; Pucciniomycetes; Pucciniales; Pucciniaceae
Exons: 2
Coding region: 1-438 (145 amino acids)
Source: RefSeq, a predicted model, not a curated record